This is a messenger RNA of Besnoitia besnoiti, 1608 nucleotides long. RefSeq lists its product as uncharacterized. Gene Ontology annotation, cellular component: nucleus; cytoplasm. The coding region runs from base 1 to 1608 and encodes 535 amino acids. Gene Ontology annotation, biological process: mitotic DNA damage checkpoint signaling; protein phosphorylation. Gene Ontology annotation, molecular function: protein serine/threonine kinase activity; ATP binding. NCBI's taxonomy places the organism in Eukaryota, Apicomplexa, Conoidasida, Eucoccidiorida, Sarcocystidae. The record is from RefSeq and is a predicted model, not a curated record. The transcript has a single exon.
AUGACUCUGAAAGUACCCUGUUCCAGCGUCUCCGGUUUGAUUGAAGCGGCGCCGCCCGCUCGACCCGAGCUCGUGCCCAGCGAGCAUCCAAGCGUUACAAUUGAUGCACGCUCUUACAAAGAGACAGCCUCCUGCUGUGGCAAAGAGAGGCCCCUAGCUGGGACUCCGAUAGUGCCUCGCAGCUCCAUCUCCUUUCCGGGAACAUUACUGGUACUCGGACAGCAUGUGAGGGAGAAGGCUAGGCACGCUCUGCGUUUCGUGGCUUCCUCAGGUGUGAAACACUCGCGCAGAAGCUCCCAGGACACAAUACAGAGGCCCCUGGCGUCAGACAUGGGAAAGUCACUUCUCACAUGUUUGAAGGACUACGCUGAAACAUCGCCCCUAGGCCCGUCACACGAGGAUGACGGAGAUGAGGGUACGGUUGGCGCGAGCACCGCGACAGAACGAACUACGAAUGUUAGGGGACAAAAUCGUGGCAACGCACUGAGGAUGGUGGAUCUGCGGCCGAACGAGCGGUCAAUGGAAACUCUGGCUGCGGCGGCGCGCCUUGUGGAUACAGACGCUACAACCCGGUACUUCCACCCGUCUCUUACUGGCGCUCUAGACGAACUGCUGCCUGAGGGGCACGAAUUUUCAGUGAAGGUCUCGUGGCCGUCGUCCCAGGUCAUACACUUUAAAAGGGGCAUCAUUCUGGGUUAUGGAGGAUUCUCAAUCGUUUUUGAGGCAGCCCAAGAGACGAAGCCCGAUGUUGCGAUGAAAAUUUUGCGCGCAGACAGUCAUGGGGACUCAGGCACGCCGGCGGAGUAUAUGGCGGAUGCAGUGGAAGCUGCAGAAUUGAGAGUUCUCACUCUAUUCGACACGAGUUUGUCCACGGAAGCGUUGUUCGAGUGCUAUGGCCUCGUUCUUCCUAAGUACUCAGGGCGCCUAUACAAAGUUGGCAGCGUCGAUGUUCCCACAGUUGCAUUUCCUUCAGACGAGCUUCGCCUGCUCUACACCGUUGCGCUGGCGUAUCCGCUGGCGCUGUGUGACAUGAACAAAAUGGUGAGAGAGGUGACAGUGCCACUUGAUGCUCUUGUCUGGGCGGUAGGACGGAUGGUUCAGCGUGUUGCCGGACUCCAUUCCUUAGGCGUCGUCCACGGAGAUAUCAAGCUACAAAAUUUCCUUGUCAGUCGCGGCGGCGAUAUCCUGUUAUCCGACUUCGGCAAUGCAGUGCGGUCGGAAAAUGGCAGAGGCUGCCAAAUGCUGGGCACGACACGGUACUUAGACCCCCAGACAAUGGAGGCAACCUUCGGCUACGGGGGUCACGCGGGGGAAAAGUCUAUUGAUUGCACAGAAGCGCGGGACGCAUGGGCACUAGGUGUUUCGAUCUAUUUGAUGAUGUGCAACGCAUGGCCGAUCGGCAUGGAAACUGACCGCUCCUCGGAAUUGCCCGAUACCGUGAUUGAGGCUUCCAGAGCCGAGGCGCCCAUAUCGUUUGACCGAUGCCCAGAAGCAGUACAAACAGAGUUUGACGAUGUCAAAAGCCUCGUUCUGCGCUUUCUGGAUUAUGACGCAGGAACGCGUCUUCUUCCGCGGCAAGCUCUUGAAACGUUUUUUAUGCUCCGCUAG